CCCCUUCCGUCCGCUGCAUUCAGUUGUCAGAAAAAAAGGGAGGAGCCCGUGUUCUGUCUGUCUCCUCGCCCUCCUCUCGCUCUCCGACGACUCGUGGGCCGCCGUCGCCACCGCCGCCGCCGCCCUAAGCCAGGUGCUGAGGCUUUCGUUGGUCUCUUCGCCGGCAACGAGCACCCACCAGUGUAGGAUGAAUUCUAAGCGUAGGAGGAGUCAUAGCCCAGUUGAAUACAAGGAAGGUUGUGACAAAGAUAAUGAUACUUCUGGAAGGAAGGAUAACUCAAGAGAUCUAGAUGACACAUGUGAUGCUAGAAGAGGUCAUGAAUCGGGUAGGCACUCUGAUAAGCAUUCCUAUGGAACAUCACGUGAAUCCAAGAGGCAUGAUGACUAUAGGAGGUACCAUGAUAAGUACGUUGAUGAUUAUGGUAGGAACCAUCCAAGAGCCUCUCGGUCAGACCGGGAAUCAAGGGCUGAUACUUAUUAUGAUCGCUCAAAACAUGAUAGCACAUCUGGUAGAUCACGUGGUGACCAUCGAGAUGUUGGCAGAUACGGAGAAAAAUCUGUCAAUCGAGAUCAAAGGAGUAUAAUUGAAGGAAAGCAGGAGUCUGGCUAUCAAAAGAAUGAUGGUGGAGAAUACAAUAAAUAUACAGAUGCAAGAAAGCAAGAGUACAGAGGUUAUGGAGAUGAUAGAGAUCAUCACAGGGUUGUUCGUAAGAACAAGGAAACCAUCAAAGAGGAGGAGGUCCUGAAGAGGAGAAAUGGAAAGGAAACUGAGAAAGAAGCUUUGGUGGAAACUAGGGAGAAGAAAAGAAGUUUAUUCAGCUCUUCUGGGCCAAAUGUUGAUAAUCCAGGGGAUGCCAAACCAUCCUCAGCCACAAAUGAAGCCUUGGAUAACUCUGCAGGAACCGUAGAUGGUGUGAAUGCAGCUAAAGUUGCAGCUAUGAAAGCUGCUGAAUUAGUGAAUAGGAACAUUGCAGCAUUUGGUCCUGGAACUGGACGCCUAUCCACUGAUCAGAAGAAAAAGCUUCUUUGGGGUAACAAAAAGAGUAAUCCUUCGGAAGAGACAAGUAAACGUUGGGAGUUGUUCUCUGAUCGGGAGCGCCAAGAGAAAUUUAACAAACUCAUGGGUGUGAAGAGCAGUGCCCCAGUUCAGGAAAGCAUGGUCGAGAACAAGGCCGGGAGCUCGGCGGACGAAGCCAAGAAACUGGAGGAGCUCGACACCAACCUGGAGAAGCAUUACAUAGCAGGCCUCCGCAGGAGAGAUGGCAGGACGGUCGGCCUUGGCCUCUAGAAACUUUGCUUGCAGAUGCUGCGGCAUUGAAAAAUUCAGAGAGCUUGCUCUGUACAAUCUACAGUGUCUUGUUUAUUUCUGCACUUAUAAAUUUUCCUGGCUGGUUUACGUUAAUUGUGUUGCCGGGUUAUCUUGAAGCCCUAGAACAUCUCUGUCUGAUUGCACUUAUAAAUUUACAUUCUUGUCAUCAUUCUGGAGUAAUUAGCAGGUUAUUCUC
Messenger RNA from Sorghum bicolor (sorghum), 1505 nucleotides. RefSeq names its product pre-mRNA-processing ATP-dependent RNA helicase prp5. The transcript has 6 exons. Bases 188 to 1288 code for a protein of 366 amino acids. Lineage: Eukaryota; Viridiplantae; Streptophyta; Magnoliopsida; Poales; Poaceae. The record is from RefSeq and is a predicted model, not a curated record.